This is a messenger RNA of Paracoccidioides brasiliensis Pb18, 339 nucleotides long. RefSeq lists its product as uncharacterized. The record is from RefSeq and is a predicted model, not a curated record. The transcript has a single exon. Bases 1 to 339 code for a protein of 112 amino acids.
AUGGGGCGCCAUCCACAUAAUGUAAAUUCCUCCAGAUGGCGCCUUGAGACCCCAAUUCGCCUUCAUGCGCUGGAGCAAAUUUGCGUCCACGCAAAUCCAAGUUUCGUCCAAUGGGUUAAAAUGUGCGAAUGCGGACUCCUCAAUCCAGCCAACCCAAUCAACCAUCAGCACAAAUCAGGUCCUGCAGUUUUGUUUCCGACAGCAGUGCGGAGUAAACACACAAUGAAUGAGACGAGAUCAGAAGUUGGGAAUGGCGGUGAAUGCAAAGGAUAUAUCGACGAAGAAAUUGAGAUAUGGCCCAGUUUCAGAGGACUACCGUUGGUAUAUGUAAUUGCCUAG